Molecule: messenger RNA, 3420 nt
Organism: Perognathus longimembris pacificus (Pacific pocket mouse)
Lineage: Eukaryota; Metazoa; Chordata; Mammalia; Rodentia; Heteromyidae
Gene: Afap1l1
Product: actin filament associated protein 1 like 1
Exons: 19
Coding region: 17-2338 (773 amino acids)
Cellular component (GO): cytosol
Molecular function (GO): SH3 domain binding
Source: RefSeq, a predicted model, not a curated record
CCCGGCGGCCGGCGCCAUGGACCGAGGCCGCGUCCUGGAGCAGCUGCUCCCGGAGCUCACGGGGCUGCUGAGCCUCCUGGACCAGGAGCUCCUCAGUGACAGCGCCUUGCAGAAGAAGAUGGCGGUGGCUUCCAUCCUGCAGAGCCUGCAGCCCCUGCCAGCCAAGGAAGCCUCCGGCCUGUACGCCAACCUGCACUCGGGGCCCAGCUUCGUGGAGUCUCUCUUCGAGGAGUUCGACUGCGCCCUGGGCGACCUCCAGGACUUGGCAGAGGAUGACCGCGAGCCCAGCCCGAGAGCCAGCCCCGAGCCGGAGCCCGCGGGGAGCCCCGCCCUGCGGAGCGCAGAGGACCUCCCUCCACCCCUGCCCAACAAGCCUCCCCCCGAGGACUACUACGAGGAGGCCCUUCCCCUGGGUCCCGGGAAGUCCCCCGAGUACAUCAGCUCCCACGACGGCUGCGGCCCCGCCCUCUCGCUCAUGGACGGCUACUACGAAGACGCCGACGGCAGCUACCCCACCACCCGGAUGAACGGAGAGCUGAAGAGCUCCUACAACGACUCGGACGCCGUGAGCAGCUCCUACGAGUCGUACGACGAGGAGGAGGAGGAGGAGGAGGAGGGGAAGGGGCGGCGGCCGCGGCUGCAGUGGCCCUCGGAGGAGGCCUCGCUGCGUCUGGUGCGCGGCUGCCGGCUCUGCGCCUUCCUGCUGCGCAAGAGGCGCUUCGGGCCCUGGGCCAAGCAGCUGACGCUCAUCAGGGACGACCAGCUCCUGUGCUACAAGAGCUCCAAGGACCGGCAGCCGGCACUGCGGCUGGCGCUGGGCGCGUGCGCGGUGGUCUACGCACCCAAGGACGGCCGGCGCAAGCGGCACGAGCUGCGCUUCUCCCAGGGCGCCGCCGAGGUGCUGGUGCUGGCGCUGCAGAGCCGCGAGCAGGCCGAGGAGUGGCUGAAGGCCAUCGGAGAAGUCAGCAGGAGCGCCCGGGGAGCCGAGGCAGCGGACGCCCCCAGGUCCCCCGUCCUCCCGUGCAAGCCGCAGGUGGACAAGAGGCUGUCCCAGGAGAAGCAGGCGUCGGACUCGGACAGCCUGGGCGUGGGCGACGGCGGCUCCACCCUGGGCCGCCGCGAAGCCGGGGAACCAGGUAAAGGGAAGAAGAGCGGCCUGGCCGAGCUGAAGGGCUCCGUGAGCCGGGCGGCGGGCCGCAAGAUCAACCGCAUCAUCAGCUUCUCCAAGAAGAAGGCGCAGGCCGAGGACCCGCAGACGUCCUCCCCCGCCUCCUCCACCGAGGACGAGGUCCCCUGCUGCGGCUAUCUGAACGUGCUGGCGGCGCAGGGCUGGAGGCAGCGCUGGUGCCGCGUGGGGCGGGGCACGCUGUUCUUCCACAGGGACCGCGCCGACCUGCGCACGCACGUGAACGCCGUCGCGCUGCGCGGCUGCCGGCUGGCGCCCGGCUUCGGCCCGCGCCACCCCUUCGCCUUCAGGCUCCUGCGCCACGGGCAGGCGGUGGCCGUGCUGGAGGCAAGCUCCUCUGAAGACAUGGGCCGCUGGCUCGGGCUGCUGCUGGCGGAGAUGGGCUCCAGGGUCACCCCGGAGGCGCUGCACUACGACUACGUGGACGUGGACACCUUGACCAGCAUCGUCAGUGCCGGGCGCAACUCCUUCCUCUACGCCAGGUCGUGCCAGGACCAGUGGGCGGAGCCCCGCGUCUACGACGACGUUCCCUACGAGAAGGACGAGGAGGAGCCGCCGAGGCCCCCCGGAGCCCCGGUGAAGCGCCACGCCUCCUCCUGCACCGAGAAGCCCCACCGCGCGGACCCCCAGGUCACCGUCAAACGCCACGCCUCCAGUGCCAACCAGUCCAAGUACGGGAAGACCCGGGCGGAGGAGGACGCGCGGCGAUACCUGGUGGAGAAAGAGAAGCUGGAGCAGGAGAAGGAGACGAUUCGGACGGAGCUGCUGGCGCUGCGGCAGGAGCGGCGGGAGCUGCGGGAGGCCCUGCGGAGCGGCCCAGGGGCGAGGCUGAAGGCCCUGGAGGAGGCCGUGGCCGGCCUGGAGGCCCAGUGCCGGGCGAGGGAGGAGCGGCGGAUCGACCUGGAGCUGAAGCUGGUGGCGGUGAAGGAGCGCUUGCAGCAGUCCCUGGCGGGGGGCCCGGCCCUGGGGCUGGCUGUGGGCGGCAGGGGCAGGAGGAAGGAAACUGCAAGUCCACCCGAGAACGGUGUCCCUGAUCAGUCUCUCCCUGUCAACUGUGUUUCUGAGCUGAGAAAGAGGAGCCCGUCCAUUGUGGCCACCAACCAAGGACGGGUGCUGCAGAAAGCCAAGGAAUGGGAAAUGAAGAAGACUUAGAAAACACACAACAAUUCCGUUCCAAAAGAAGAAAUCAGCUUGUCCACCUCAGGCGGAAAAGCUUCUUUCAGAUACCAGAAGACUGGAAGUAUCCUCCUCUCUGGAGCACCCAGACACCCAAUUUGUAUUGUUUGCAUGAUUUUAGGUGCUGUGGAGAUUCGGGAAGGGGGAAAUGGAGGGCACCCUCAGGACUUCAAAGAACGGAAGUACGGGUGGAGGGAGCCACAAGGCCGCACAGUUGUAAAGGUUCUGUUCGAUUCCUCGGCCUUCCCCUCUGAAGGAACGAAAGAAAGCACAUGAGCCUAAACCAUCCCAUUCCUUAGCCAAAGGAAAGCGGUGCUGACACCGCGGAGGCACCGUGAAGAGCCUUGAUCAUCCUUCACACGUGCACCUACUGCAUUUCUCCUCGGCCUGACAGGGAACCUCUGCCCCAGGCCAAUGAGCCGGAACAUCCAAGCCUGCGCAGAAGACAGCUCCACAGUCUUCCCUCCUCUGCGUUAGAGCGCAGCCACUGGAAUCUUCCAGAUCUGAGUGUUUUUGCAUGAGAAGGUUGAGUACACAAAAGGGCAAGGAGAAGUUGGUCAGUUGACACUUGCGCGGAGCUCUGACGUCCACUGGGUGGACACCGGCGGACGGUGGAGGGCGGGUCACGUGCUGUCCUUGACCUCAUCUUGCACUCAAGGCCCACCGCCUUGCCUUGCCCUUCCUCCUCUACGAGGAAGUGGACCUGCCCAGGACAAUCAAGAGGAAAGUGGCUGCUCCUGCCACAUGGGUGCUAAGCUUUUUACAAACACUAAAUUCCCCCGUGGAAAGAGUGAGGACCUCACUGUCCUGGGCAGCUUCCUUUCUGUCACUCCUGCUGUCUCAACACUACAGGCACUUUCUAGUCUGUGUGUAACACGUUUCUCCCCAAUAAAGAUAAAACCACUGAACUAGUGGCUCCGGGAUCAGUGCAAAAGGAGGGAUUCCGGAAUAACCCAUCAACAUUGCUCUAGAGUCUUUGUGUGUGCCAGUCCUGAGGCUUGAACGAGGGGCCUGAACGGUGAUCCUGAGCUUUUUUGCUUAGGGCCUUGAGAUCUACU